AUGAGACAGGCCAUGGCCCAGGCCGAGGUGGGGGAUGACGACUAUGGGGAGGACCCGACAGUCAAUGAGCUCCAGCGCUUGGCCGCCCAGUUCCUAGGAAUGGAGGAGGCUUUGUUUGUACCAACGUCGACCAUGGCAAACCUCAUUGCUGUGAUGUGCCACUGCCAGCGCAGGGGGGCUCAGCUGCUCGUCGGGAGGGAGGCCCAUCUGCACGUCUUCGAACAGGGAGGGGUUGCUCAGGUAGCGGGGGUCCAUUCCCAGGUGCUACAGGAUCUGCCAGAGGGCACCUUGGACCUCGACGAGCUGGAGUCGACAGUCCGUGCGGGCUAUGGCAGCCGGUACCACCCUCGCUCAGUGCUCGUCUGCCUGGAGAACACCCACAGCUCUGCAGGGGGCCGGGUGCUCCCCCUUGCCUACCUCAGGGAGGUGCGCCUGCUUGCUGACCGCUACGGGCUGCACAUCCACAUGGACGGGGCACGGCUGAUGAACGCAGCCGUGGCCCAAGGCGUCACCCCAGCUCAGAUCACCCAGCACUGCGACUCCGUCUCCCUCUGCUUCUCCAAGGGGCUGGGUGCCCCGGCCGGGGCGCUGGUUGCUGGGUGCAGAGAGUUCGUGGCAGAGGCCUGGCGCAUGCGGAAGCUGCUUGGUGGAGGGAUGCGCCAGGCAGGAGUGCUGGCGGCAGCUGCCCGUGUAGGGCUGGAGCGCAUGGAGGAGACACUGCAGAGAGACCACGGCAAUGCCCGCAGCUUCGCCCAAGGCGUCUGGGAGCUUGGCUCGCCCAUCUGCUCCGUCGACCCCUCGGCCGUGGAGACCAACAUGGUGCUGGUGAAGGUGGCUGUCCCCUGGCUGUCCCCUGAGAAGCUGUGUGAGUGCAUGCAGGCAGUGAGCGAGGAGGAGGUGGCUGAGACGGGGCGUGCUGUCAGCGUGCGGCUGUUCCCGUGGGCCGCGCGCUCCCUGCGGGCCGUCUGGCACUGUGACGUCUCCGCACAGGACACCCAGCUGGCAGCCAACAAGCUGAAAUUUGUGGCCGAGCAGUGCUGGCGAGAGCGAGGUGCUGCACCCUAG
Messenger RNA from Emys orbicularis (European pond turtle), 1065 nucleotides. RefSeq lists its product as uncharacterized. The coding region runs from base 1 to 1065 and encodes 354 amino acids. The transcript is spliced from 7 exons. Gene Ontology annotation, molecular function: L-allo-threonine aldolase activity. Gene Ontology annotation, cellular component: cytosol. NCBI's taxonomy places the organism in Eukaryota, Metazoa, Chordata, Testudines, Emydidae. Gene Ontology annotation, biological process: glycine biosynthetic process; L-threonine catabolic process. The record is from RefSeq and is a predicted model, not a curated record.